CCCUUUUCAUGAGGUCAUUGGCAAGACCACUCUAGCUAACUCUAUCUACAAAAGAAAGGAAGAAGGAUCAACAAAUUUAGAGUAUUCUAAAUCGAUAUUUUCCAAGCCACCAACAACUGAACUCAUUUAAUUUGUUGCUAUGCCGAUCAACAGAAGCAUUACAAGAGAAUAUAUUGGCAAGCCAAUAAGAUGCAAAGCUGCAAUAUGCAGAAAAUCAGGUGAACCUCUUGUUAUAGAGGAAAUUGAAGUAGACCCACCAAAAUCAUGGGAAGUACGGAUCAAAAUUUUAUGCACAUCUCUUUGUCACUCUGAUCUCACCUUUUGGAAACUGGAUCCUUCAGCACCUCCUGCUGCGUUUCCUAGAAUUUUAGGACACGAAGCCGUGGGAGUUGUGGAGAGUGUAGGGGAGCACGUGGAAGAAGUGAAAGAAGGCGAGUUAGUGGUGCCGGUGUUUCUCCCAAACUGUGGAGAAUGCAAAGACUGUGAAAGCACAAAAAGCAACACUUGCAGCAAGUUUGGGAGCAAACUAUUCUUUGGCAUGCCAAGAGAUGGAACAAGCAGGUUUAGGGACAUGAAUGGAGAAGUGGUGCACCAUUUGUUGUGUGUCAGCAGUUUUUCUGAGUAUACUGUGGUGGAUGUAACACAUUUGGUUAAAAUUGCACAAGAUUUUCCUCUUGAUAAGGCUUGCUUGCUCAGUUGCGGUGUUUCCACAGGGGUAGGGGCCGCGUGGAAGGUAGCUGACGUAGAAAAAGGGACCACGGUGGCUAUUUUUGGCCUUGGUGCUGUAGGCCUAGCUGUUGCUCUAGGAGCAAAACAAAGAGGAGUGUCAAUGAUCAUAGGGAUCGAUCUAAAUGAGAAUAAAUUUGAAAUAGGAAAACAAUUUGGAGUAACUCAUUUUGUGAAUCCCACCACUUGCAAGGAGAAGUCGGUCGGCGAGGUGAUUAAGGAUAUGACAAAUGGAGGAGCCGAUUAUUGCUUUGAGUGCAUUGGCUUAGCAUCACUAAUGGAAGAAGCUUUCAAUAGCAGCCGAGAAGGUUGGGGAAAAACAGUGAUAAUAGGGGUGGAAAUGCACGGUUCACCACUGACUUUGAAUCCUCGUACCAUGCUAAGAGGCAGAACUAUCACUGGAUCACUAUUUGGAGGCAUCAAACCAAAAUCUGAUCUUCCCCUCCUUGCUCAGAAGUACUUAGACAAAGAGCUUAACUUGGAUGGGUUCAUAACACAAGAAGUGGACUUCAAAGACAUUAACAAAGCUUUUGAUUAUAUGGUGCAAGGAAAGAGCAUUCGUUGCAUUAUAAGGAUGGAUCAUUAAUUAACUAAUUUAUCAGUACUAAUAUUUUCUUGGUUAAUAAUACUGGUGCUAUAAAUGCAACAUUGUUGUCCUCAACUUUUUUUGCGAAGUGCUCAUGUCACUCCAUGUCUUUAUUGAUAUUUUUUUUCUCAUCGAUAAAAAAGAAUGCUGUGAAGCAAUAAAUAAACCAAUGUACGAUAUCUCAUGCAUAAUAUGGAUUAA
Messenger RNA from Trifolium pratense (red clover), 1513 nucleotides. Its product is annotated as alcohol dehydrogenase-like 1. NCBI's taxonomy places the organism in Eukaryota, Viridiplantae, Streptophyta, Magnoliopsida, Fabales, Fabaceae. Gene Ontology annotation, molecular function: zinc ion binding; S-(hydroxymethyl)glutathione dehydrogenase [NAD(P)+] activity. Gene Ontology annotation, biological process: formaldehyde catabolic process. Gene Ontology annotation, cellular component: cytosol. The record is from RefSeq and is a predicted model, not a curated record. The coding region runs from base 140 to 1312 and encodes 390 amino acids. The transcript is spliced from 10 exons.